AUGUCUUUAAGAUAUGUAAGAGAAUACAUUAAUUUACCUUUUGUUACUGAGUAUGGAAUACCCCUAUCCCUCCAUCCAACUACAGCUAUACCACCCUCAGGAUUUCUGAGUUGUGUAUUACUGAAUUAUGCUUUAAUGGACUUCGAUAAGGCUUUUCUCGAAUUCUUAAGGAAUCUGCUUGGUUCUAAGGUGAGGCUCGAGAGACCUGGAUUCGGACAGAUUGAUAGAGGAAAUGCCAAAGCAAUGAACUUGGAUUUCGUACUUGGGAUCCGUCUAGAUUCGCUCUCAAGACAGCUCUUCCCGGAAAUAAGGAAUGCGAUGAUUCUUUGCCCUCGUAGAAUAAAGGGUAAUCGGAAAAGAAUAUGGAAUGGUCUCUCACUGCUUUCUGCCACUUCCGAAGGCAUUGUUCCUAGGGCUGAAGUGAAGGCUCAGUCUUGCUCGACGGGAGUUCCGAUUCCACCCAUUCUGAUUCCGGGCUUGAGGCCCAUCUUUUGGAAUCUACUGAUAGGAGAAGAGUCUGACCCAGAAAGCCAUCUUGUAGAGAAAGUCGAUUUGGGCAACCAGGGACCAGACCACUAG
Messenger RNA from Dovyalis caffra, 579 nucleotides. The record is from the annotation of a GenBank genome assembly. NCBI's taxonomy places the organism in Eukaryota, Viridiplantae, Streptophyta, Magnoliopsida, Malpighiales, Salicaceae.